Messenger RNA from Sphenostylis stenocarpa, 1200 nucleotides. The record is from the annotation of a GenBank genome assembly. Lineage: Eukaryota; Viridiplantae; Streptophyta; Magnoliopsida; Fabales; Fabaceae.
AUGGCUCUCCAAGCUGCUUCUCUUGUUCCUGCUUCUUUCUCUGUCCCUAAAGAGGGAAAGAAUGGUGUGUCUCUCAAGGACUCCACACUGUUCGGUCUUUCAUUGUCAGAACCUAUCAAAGCUGACUUCAGCUCCUCUGCAUUGAGGUGCAAGAGGGAAUUCCAGCAAAAAAUCGGUGCUGUGAGGGCGGAGACAGUGGCUACAGCCUCUCCAGCAGUCACAAAGUCUGCACCAGAAGGCAAGAAAACAUUGAGGAAGGGUAGUGUUGUGAUAACUGGAGCUUCCUCUGGAUUAGGCCUGGCCACUGCUAAGGCUUUGGCUGAGACAGGGAAAUGGCAUAUAAUAAUGGCCUGCAGGGAUUACCUCAAAGCUGCAAGAGCUGCAAAAUCUGCUGGCAUGGCCAAGGAAAACUACACCAUCAUGCACUUGGACCUUGCCUCUCUUGACAGUGUCCGCCAAUUUGUUGAUAACUUCAGAAGAUCACAAAUGCCACUAGAUGUGUUGGUUUGCAAUGCUGCGGUUUACUUGCCAACUGCUAAGGAACCUACAUUCACUGCUGAAGGAUUUGAACUUAGUGUUGGAACAAACCAUCUAGGACAUUUCCUCCUUGCACGCCUAUUGCUUGAGGACUUGAAAAAUUCUGAUUACCCUUCAAAGCGCUUGAUCAUUGUUGGUUCAAUCACUGGGAACACAAACACAUUGGCUGGUAAUGUACCUCCUAAGGCUAACCUUGGUGACUUGAGAGGACUUCAGGGUGGUUUGAAUGGGCUAAACAGUUCAGCCAUGAUUGAUGGUGGAGACUUUGAUGGUGCCAAGGCAUACAAGGACAGCAAAGUCUGUAAUAUGCUCACAAUGCAGGAAUUCCACAGACGAUACCACGAGGAAACUGGAAUCACGUUCUCAUCACUCUACCCCGGCUGCAUUGCCACAACAGGCUUGUUCAGAGAGCACAUUCCCUUGUUCAGAACUCUAUUCCCUCCAUUCCAGAAGUACAUAACCAAAGGUUUUGUCUCAGAAGAUGAAGCAGGGAAGAGACUUGCUCAGGUUGUGAGUGAUCCAAGCCUUACAAAAUCUGGUGUAUACUGGAGCUGGAAUAAAACAUCUGCUUCAUUUGAGAACCAGUUAUCACAGGAGGCUAGUGAUGCUGAGAAGGCUCGUAAGGUGUGGGAUAUUAGUGAGAAACUCGUUGGUUUGGCCUAA